ACAAUUUUACAUGAUUAAAAUAAAUCUUUAAUGCCCAUUUUAACAUAAUUUGUUAGAGAUCUAUGAUUAUCUUCAUUGAGAUAAAACAUCUAAAACUAAAUCUAGAAUCUAUAUAGAAUAGAACUAGAUCUAUCUAGAUCUAGAAAAAAAAUUAUAAUCACUGAAAGCCGCCAUUUUGAAGCAAAUUCAAAUUAGCCUAGGCAUAGAUUUAGAUCUAGAUUAUCUUGUCUAGAGAUCUAGAUUAGACCUAGAUCUAGAUCAGUAGAUCUAAAUUUUAUAUUUCAAGAUUCAAAUUAUUUAUUUAUUAUCUAGCUCUAGAUAACAUAAUGAUUUAGAUCAGCAUGCAGUAGGCGAAUAUUUCACUGAACGCUAGCCCUGCCCUAGGCCUAGGCGCUACAUAAUGAUACUAGAUCUGAUCUAGAUCUACAUGACACUACUUAGUCACUACUAAGACAGUCACAGUCCCUCUAGAAUACUCUAGAUUCUAGUCUAGAUCUAUUUAUUUUUUAUGUGUACUCUACUGAACUCUACUAGUCUAAGUCUAGAAAUGUACUUCUAUGUUAGAAAGAUUUAGAUUAGUAGAUUAGAUUCUAGAAUCGAUCUCGUAGAGGGUAGAAUCUAGACUAGAGAUAUUAGUUUAGAUUUUUAUCAUUCUAGAUAGUAGAUAUCUACUCAUUACUAGAGUAGAGUGACAGAGUCAGUGUUAUUUAAAGAUCAUGAUAAAGACAAUAAAGUUAAAAUAAUCAUGGCACUUAUAGAUUGGCUUUACAGAGUUGUGUUCUCUUUUUUAGUAGAAUACUCAGCAUUUUUAGUUGUUGAUAAAUUUGUAAAAUCAGUUUUAAAGAAUACAACGUCAAAAAAAAGAAAAUAUGUUAAUAGAUUACUUCUAGUUGAGCCUUGACCAUUCCAUGUAAACAAACAACUGAUGAGCAUGAAAAAACCUUACAAGAAGAGAACUGAUGAAGAAAAAAAGACAAUCUGGAUGUACGAGUCUUGGGCUUUGUUCAUUGAAUGUUUACUGUUUUAUUUGAUUUAUCAAGUGCCAUAUUUUCUGAUUCUAUUCACAAGUCUCACCAUUGGCUAUACUCAACUCUCUGGAAGAAGUAGCUUCAGUGUUUUUUUAGCAAACCUUCGUGCUCAUUGGGAAAAUCAUAUGCAGCAUGAGGAGAGUUUGAAACAAAUAGAGCGCCAGAAACAGCAACAACAGCAUUUACAACAGCAAGCACUUGGCAUAGCAGGAUUGAAUCAUAGCACAGCUGCAGAUUUAGGAAAUUUGAGUGGGCAAGGAUCUGAGCUGGGUUAUGGAACCAAAUAUCAACUUUUCAAUAAACAAAGUCAUCUGAACUAUCCGCCUAAUGCCACAGUUGUACCAGGACAAGAAAGGCCUGCUUAUUCCCUUGAACUAGCCUCUGUUACUUAUAGGGAUGUAGUCAAUAAAGGUCCAGUUUUAUAUCCUGUAUCAUCCACAAACUGGAACAAUUCAGAACCUAUUACACGUGUAGAUUCUCAUUCUGCAAGUUUAAUGUACCGGCAGUCUGAAACUAACAGUAAUGCACUCCAGUUUCAGGACAAUAAUAUAAAAAGAACUCUUUGGUCAAAUGUAAAUCUGCAACGCCGUUCACUGCAUUCUGAUACCAAUGCAAAAAUUCAACAGAAUCCAGUUUCUUCUAUUAAAUCAAAAUUAAUGAAUGUCAUGAGAUUCGGCAAUACAGCUCCUAUGCCAGUGGGUCUUACAAACAAUGGUCAGAACAUGUGCUUUAUAAAUUCAGUUAUUCAGUGCUUGGCAAGAAGUCCAUUUCUUGUUGAUUAUCUGACUGCAGAUGCAGCUAAAGAAUCAGAAUGCACUGUUGCUGAGUCAGAACUGUUAUCAACUUUAGCAGAACUUUUAGAUAUAUUAACUAUAGAUCCUCCUUCUUCUGAACACAAAGUUUUCAGUGCAGUUAAAUUUUGUAAGGCUGCUUCAAUGUUAAAUCCUAGUCUGGUUUCACCACCAGAAAAUAAAUUAGCUCAACAAGAUGCAGCAGAAUUUUUAAUGUGGCUGCUUUCUAUCUUACAUCAUAUUUUAAAUAAAAAUAGGCAGGCUUUAGAAUGUGAUUCAUCUAUGAUUGUGAAGGAUGAUAAAUUUUCAAGUCCAAGAUUGGCUAAUUUAAAACUGAUUUAUGGGGAUUUGAAUGCUAAUCGCAUCCGUGAACUAAAAGACCAAUGUAGAAGAGAGAUUGCUGUAGCUAAUGGACUAGAAAAUGAAUCAUAUGCUGAAGCUAUCCAGCGUCUCUCAGAUCUAGAAUGGUUGACCCACAAACAGGCUAAUGACACUAUCAUUGAUAAUUUAUUUACUGGGCAGUUGGUUGAAGCUUAUCAUAGUCUAGAGCAUGGACACAUAUCUGUUAACUUACAAGCAUUCAAUGUUCUGCCUGUCCCCAUAGCUGCACCUAGGUACUCUGCAGGCCGUUUAGUUAUGCUAGAAGACUGUUUCACUAGCUUUUGUAAUAUUGAAAUCCUAACAGAAAAUCCUUCUGAAUCACACAAUCAGCAUGAACCGUUAAUUCAGAUCCCAAAUUUUCAAAAAAAGAGAACUCUUGGCAGAAUAAAUCUAGGUGCUACACCAGUUUCAAGGAAGCCAUCUCAUUUAGGACUUACUGACUUGCCUUCUCCUAUAUACCAACCACUCUUGCAGCCUACUAUUUCUGUCAUUCAACCAAUGUCACCACCUGUUGGAUCCCAUAUUUCAAAUGAAUCUUGUAACUUAGACCACGCUUUUAAAACCUCUACUCCCAUUGGAAGUGAAAAUGCAAUGUCCUUAUCACAAGCAAAAUUGCAGCGUCGAUGUUUACUGCGACAGUUGCCAGAGUGUUUAAUUAUCCAGCUGAUGAGGUUCAGAUAUGACUCUUCAGAAAAUGUCUCUACCAAGGUCAAAACUUCAGUCAGCAUUCGUCUUAAUCACUUCAAUUUAAAGGAUGUGAUAUACGACACUGUCACUCAGAGAAGUGACCUAACUGCACCAGCAGCAGGAUUUGUUUAUGAACUUUAUGGCUUAUGCCUGCAUUUAGGAGGGGAUAGUACCUCCCAUGGUCAUUACAUAAGCUACUGCCUGAUUGGGACCAAGUGGUACAGGAUGGAUGAUGAAAAUGUGAAUGAGGUUAACAUGGACUACCAGCUAAACAGUGAAGAGAUCAAAGAAAAUGCCUACUUACUAUUCUAUAGAAGAAUGAAUUCAAAAACAUAGCUACUUAGAUUAGAAAUAAACAAAUUAUUUGAUAUUUAGAAACAUACAUAUAGCUAGCUCUGUAUAAUUCAUUAUUUGUUUUAACAUUCAAGCAUUUCAUCAUUAUAGUUAUAUAUAUAAAAAUUGUAUGCCAUAGAAUUGUAUAUAUCUAUAAUAUAAAGCAGAAAGUAAGGCGUAUGUAUGUAUGUCCUGAAUAGAAAUCAAACCGUUUGACCAAUCUUGAUAAAACUUGGCAUAAAUGUUCCUUGGGUACUAACUGGAAUAGUAACAUAAAAACAAACUUAAGACCCUCAAAAUAAAAGUUGCCAUCUCUUUGAAAGUAUUAGUAUUUCAUGGAUCUAGGUCAUAUAGCCAUGUUUACAUGAGACUAGACCGAAAGGAUCUAGAUCUAAUUUUAAGAACUACACUUUGCAAAGAUAGUUUUUUUUACUUUGAAACAUGAAAAUACAAAGUAUAGUCCAUUGAUUUCAUUAUUUAAUAAAAUUAACCUUCAAAUUUGUGUUUCAAAAACAUUUUAACAUAAAUUUGUUUGCUAUAGCUGUGAAAUGUGACUUUAGCCAUGUUAAAAUACAUUUUAAUAGUUCCAUUCAUGUGUCGCACACAUAUAACAUGCGCUCUGAAAACACACUAUAAUUGGACAGGCAAUAUGAUGCUCUAUAUGGGAUGGGGGAUAUUAAAUUUACUAACAUACAAUAAUUAGUAAACUUAUUGAGUCCUUCAAUUCACUCUUAUAAUAUAUAGAUUUAUAUCUAUUAUAAUAGUAUCUAGACAUUUAAAUAUAUAUAGGCCUACAAACAAAUGUUUUUAUUGAAAAAAUAGAUUUAGGUCGAUUAGCUAUUUUAAUAGCUCCAUUCAUACUAUAUUUACAUUCAUAUUCGCUUUACUUAUAACAUUAUUAUUUUGUUUAAUAGUCUCUAAUGCACUAUAUCAAUGAUAUGCAAAUUAAGACCCGCAGGCAAUAUAUGGCCAGUAUAUAUAUUUAUAUAUAUAUAUAUAUAUAUUUAUAUAUAUUAUAUAUAAUCUUUAUUAUCCAUAAGAAAAUUAGUCUUACAAUUUUGUUAAUUUGUAAAUGUGUAUAUUCUAAGAAUACAAAGGGCUUCAUUUCAAAAUGAGUUGUUUGCUAAUUAUUUGACAAGAUAAUGUCUUUUUUUAAUGGUUAUAAAUAUUUUAAAAUAAUUUUAACCUCAACAUGUCUACCAUUAUGAUAAGUUCUAUAGAUUGUGAAUAUAUUAAUUUUGGAAAGAUAUGAAACUGUACAGUACAAAUGAUUAUGUCUGUAAGCUUACUUUCUAAAAUGUGCAGAAAUAAUUCAUAAUUCUGUUAAUUAAUCUGGUAACCUAACUUGAAUUUGCAUUUUUUGUUUGCGAGUGUAGAGAUUCCUUCAUCAGAAAAUUAUUCAUUUCCUUGAACUCAUUGGGAUUGUAAUAAAACAAUAGACUCAUUUUUUAAAAAUAUUUUCAUAGUUACAUAAUUUGGGAGAAAAUAGCCAAUAAAUGUUUUAAAAAGUUCACCUUUUCAAAGAUUUCCUUCUAAAAGAACAUCAGACAACAUUUUCCAUGAUUUUUCUUCUUUGUGGUUCAUUGGUACUUUGUAUAAAUGCUGCUUGCUCUGUUGUCCCAUUCUGUAAUGUUCUCUAGGGCACCUUUUAGUUACAUAUAUAAAUAAUUGAAAAUCAUGUCAUUAAAUUAUUAAUUUUUAAACAUGUAAAAAAUUUACAGGCAUUAUUCUAUCCUUUUUUCAUUGUCUGUUCUCAAAUUGAUGUCCAUUCUGAUCCAGACAUAGCUGGUAAAGGCAAAGCAGUGGAAUAAUGCACAUGAAACAAUUCCCUUUGUAUUCACUUGCAUUCACAUUUAAUGUCUGCUCUUAAUUGACCAACUGUUGUUGAUUUUCAUGCAUAGACUUUGUCUUUUAGGUAUUACAAUAAAAAGAAGUCAAGUGGUGUGAGAUCUGGAGAAUGUUAAGGAUAAUCACCAAAACUCCUCCCUCCAAUCCACCUGUUUGACAGGAUCUCAUUAAGGAAAGAUCUAACAUUGCAAUGGUAGUGUGGGGAUGCCCGUCUUGCUGGAAAUAAAAAUUCUCUUCCUAAAAGUGUUCUCUAAUGAUUGGCAUGACCGACUCGACAAUAAGUCACGCCACACUGUAAUUCCUGGUAAAUAAACAUGAAGGUCCACCGUGGAUUCUCAACUGCCCAUUAUUGCCAUUGUGACAGUUGAUGAACCCAUUUAAUUUGAAUGUGGCCUCAUCACUCCACACAUCUUUGUGGAAAAAUGUGCAUUUUUAUUACAUGGUUCCAAGUACCAAUCACAAACUUGUAUUCUUCUUUCAUCAUCAUUUAGAGUAUGUGUUAAUCUUGGAAUGUAACUCUUUUCCAUUGACAAAAUUUCAUGAUGCAAGGGGCAAAGGAUUCUGAAAUUUGUAACUCCUGUUUGAUUUGCCACACUUACUUUCGUGGACUUUGCCAAAAUCUUUCAAGUAAUUUUUCUGCCUUUAUUGGACUUGUCGAAGUAUGUGGUCUCCCGAAAUGCUUUUUAAAGAUAUAUGAAACAGUUCAUCAGCUUCAAACUUCUCUCUAACUGGAGUGAUAUCAACCUGUGUUGGUGGUUCUUUUUUAAACAUCCUCCUUUGCACUUCAAUUUUUUUUUUUUAAAGUUGAGUCUGGCUGCCAUCAUUUCAAUCUCUGGGUUUAAACUGCAAAAAAAAAAAAAGAAGUUAAGAGGUUGAGUAUGAUACAAUAAUGUCAGUAAUAACAUUACCAGUCCUGGUAAUAGCAAACACCUGACUUUCAAUUAUUUAGUGUUUGUAUCUGUAUACAGCUUUUUGGAACGCCAUAUAUUGUCAUAGCCCUUAAUUAGGCACAAAACAAUCAGACUCCCAACAUGUGAUAUGAAACAUUGUUUCAAGCCUUAUUCUACAGUCUAAAGUGUAUGGAGGAUAUUAUCAUGUAAAGUCAUAUCUGUUGUGGAAAUUGUAAGAGAAAAAAGAGUUUUAUGUUUAUCAUGUGGAUCUACAAUAUUUUGAAUUAAUUCAACGAAGCAUUGUAACUUGACUUUCUGUUACUGCCAUGUAAGGCAACUAGAUUCUCAAAGAUAAUCACUAUUGUAAGUUUGAAUUUUUAUACAUUCAACAUGCUUCUUGGUUGCAUUUUGUCAGACAUCACUACUUCACCAUGUUUGAAAAUAAGAAUUAGACUUAGUCAAUGUAGUUAAGCUUACUUUGAUAGCCUUAAAAUUGUCAAUACAUAACAUGCAUGGUUAAUAGUCAAAAUAAAGGAACAAUAUCUCACAGUAUAAAAGGAACUCACUAUUGCUAUCUCCAGCAAGCUGGUUUUCAUUUGUCCAGAUGAAAAGCUUUUUAACUUCAUCCAGCAUGAACUUGGGGUGCUCUGUUAACAUAGCCACAUCUUGACUGCUGCCUUCAGUACUGUUUAGAGUUGAUUAGGUCAGUGCAUAUAUUGGAUGAGAAAAAAGUCGUGUGAACCUGACAUUUAGGAGACAUAAAUGAUUAUUGAAUACAUGAAGUAUUUCUGUUGCAGGCUAAGUAAACAACAUAAAACAUUGAAAUCUUUCUCACACUCAAUAUUUAAUGUUUGUCUGCUAUAUAUGUCUCUCUUUUCUGAAGUUUUGUCUUUCUCUAUGAAAAGUCACAACCAAUUUGACUGUGCCAAAUAACAACUGACACUGUACAGUGGUAUUAUGUAAUCUCUGACUGUACUAUUACUGUACUGAACUAAAUUUGACAAUUUAGCUCUUGUAGGUUUAACAAAACAAAACAACUUAGAAGCAAUAUGACCCUUUGGCCAGUCGUUCUAAUUUACAAGUAUAGAAAGGGGUAAUUGUGUGUAAUUAUCCAAUUUAUACUUUUGAUUUUCAAAGUGAAGAUAAUGAAAUACAGAUUUAUAAGUUUGUUAAUUGAUAUAAGUAUUUUUAUUUCAAGACACAAAUUAAUAUGGAGAAUUAAAAAAAAUACUAUGGAUAGGUCUUAUUUGUUGAGAAUGUUUUUGGUGGUAGCAUUAACAAUUUUAAAUUGUAAUUUAUUUGUAUUUUAUUUUAAUAUUCAGAGAUUUUGAAACUCAAAAUGCUGCAAAGAUGACCAGGUAAAACAUUGACAUGGCAUAAAAAAAAUGACCAUCCUUAUCAGCAUUUACCUUUCUUUCUAGUGGUUUAGUCAAUAGUUACUGCUCUUUAAGUUUCCAUUUUUUCUACAUUUGUUAGUAGACUUGUGUAUGGUAAAAGAUAAAUUUAGGAUGUAAUAAUGGUAAAACAUUUUUGUUGUAGGCAGAAUUCAUAAAUUAAAUGAGUUGAUUUAAAUCAUGUCAAUACUUAUUAUACAUUAAAUUUCCAUUCUUACGUUCUUGUAACCUACACAUUGAACAUAACAUUUUAUCAUUUAGUUUAAGUCUGACUAAAUUUUAGUUUCCCAAGGGAAAAAAAAGCUCACAUGAAUCUUAUGUAAUUUAGUCUCUACAAAAAUUUUGAGGAAAAAAAAAUGACAUCAUAACAUCUUUUUCCUUUUAAUUUCCAACAAAUGUGUAGAAUUACUUUUUUAAUUGUAUUUACUUUGUUUUUAUAUAUUUAUGAUCUAUCCUACAUUUUGUUUUAUUCUUUCCUUCCACUGCCCAAAGACUUGACUGCUUGCUGCACUGCUUUUUUUUUUUAACUCCUUGUCAAACUUUUGGGAAAUAUUAUCAUCUGUUUCAUUGUGUGUUUGUCAAUGAAGCUUGUUUGAUUUAAAGUGAAACAAUGGUUGACUGAGAGUAAAUAAACUGCUAUAGAAAUCAAAGUU
Biomphalaria glabrata is the source of this 8005-nucleotide messenger RNA. RefSeq lists its product as uncharacterized. Gene Ontology annotation, biological process: protein deubiquitination. The record is from RefSeq and is a predicted model, not a curated record. Gene Ontology annotation, molecular function: cysteine-type deubiquitinase activity. The transcript has 5 exons. Gene Ontology annotation, cellular component: cytoplasm. NCBI's taxonomy places the organism in Eukaryota, Metazoa, Mollusca, Gastropoda, Planorbidae. Bases 926 to 3223 code for a protein of 765 amino acids.